AUCCGCUAGCUCCCAGCUGUUCCUGCUAUGAGACAAACUGAGACAAACUGAAACAAACACGCAGCUCUAACUCUCAGGGACACUAAUACAGUCCACGCAGCUCAACCAGCGCUUGGACCCAUUUAGAAGUGAAUAAUGUUCUCCUUGUCAAUGACGGCCCAGCCGCAGGUGACUCUUCCGCUGAGCCACCUCAUCCACAUCCUGCAGCCUCUGAAGAGUUCUGUGGGAACCAGCAGCUCCAGCAGCAUCAGCAGCAACAGCUCUGUUUGCAAGUCCAGAAAACACAAGGAGCCUGCACCAGACUCAGAACUUCCCUGCACAGAGUCGGUGUGGACCCUGCGGGAGCUGGGGUUCUCAGACCUGGGGAAGCAGCAGCUGGAUGAACUGGUGAACAGCGUUUUCCCACACCUGAGCCGUGACCAGGUUCCCCCUCCUCCCGGCGGUCACACCCCCUGGAGGACGUCACAUCUUUCCACACAUUCUUUCUUCCACAAUAAGCACGGUUUUUCAUGGGGUCCAUCGUCCAUGUCCACUCCUGUCUUCUCAAGGCAGCAGCGUUCCCCUCUACAGACCGUCUGCACAGAGAUACAACACUGGCCUGUGCUGCUUCAAAGCAGAGGCUUUAAAACAUUAAGAAGCAAAACCAGGCGACUGCAGUCGGCCUUUGAGCGUCCCGUAGACUCGGAGGCCUUCGCACCAUCUUUUAUGAAGGGUUUCCUCACGCGUGAUAAGGGGAUAGAGCUGGAGAGCCUGGACGGAGUGCUGAAGAACAAGAACAUACCUGACGCACAGCAGGACGCUUUCAAGAGAGGCUUCGCCGAGGGUUUCCUCAAAGCUCAAGCGCUGACACAGCGCACUCAAGACUCCCUGAGGAGGACACGUCUCAUCCUGCUGGUGCUGCUCCUGGUUGGACUCUAUGGAAUCUCCAAAACCCCUUUCAUAUCAGUACGGUUCCGAACCACAUCAGGCCUGGACUCAGCCGUGGACCCAGUCCAGAUGAAAAACGUGACCUUUGAGCACGUGAAGGGGGUGGAAGAGGCCAAAAACGAGCUGCAGGAGGUGGUGGAGUUCCUGAAGAACCCACAGAAGUUCACGGUUCUGGGCGGAAAGCUGCCAAAAGGCGUCCUGCUCGUGGGUCCUCCAGGGACGGGAAAGACCCUGCUGGCCAGAGCCGUGGCCGGAGAGGCAGACGUACCGUUCUACUACGCCUCCGGCUCCGAGUUUGACGAGAUGUUUGUUGGAGUUGGAGCCAGCCGGAUCCGAAACCUCUUCAGGGAGGCUAAAGGCAACGCUCCCUGCGUCAUCUUCAUCGAUGAACUGGACAGUGUGGGGGGGAAAAGAAUCGAGUCUCCCAUGCACCCGUACUCCAGACAAACCAUCAACCAGCUGCUGGCGGAGAUGGACGGGUUCAAACCAAACGAGGGCGUGAUCAUUAUUGGAGCCACCAACUUCCCCGAGGCUUUGGACAAUGCCCUGAUCCGCCCGGGACGCUUCGACAUGCAGGUGACCGUUCCUAAACCGGAUGUGAAGGGACGCACAGAGAUUCUCAACUGGUACCUCAAGAAGAUUAAAGUGGACCCAGCUAUCGAGGCCAACAUCAUCGCCCGGGGCACCGUGGGCUUCUCCGGCGCCGACCUGGAGAAUCUGGUGAACCAGGCUGCCCUGAAGGCAGCGGUGGACGGAAAAGACAUGGUGACUCUGAAGGAGCUGGAGUUCGCUAAAGACAAAAUCCUCAUGGGCCCUGAGAGAAGGAGUGCAGAAAUAGACAAGAAGAACAAGGAGAUCACAGCGUACCAUGAAUCGGGUCAUGCGAUUGUGGCGUACUACACCAAAGACGCCAUGCCCAUCAACAAGGCCACCAUCAUGCCCCGGGGCCCCAGUCUGGGACACGUAUCGAUGCUUCCAGAGAACGACCGGUGGAGUGAGACUCGCUCUCAGCUCCUGGCCCAGAUGGACGUGAGCAUGGGCGGCCGCGUGGCCGAGGAGAUGAUAUUCGGACACGACAACAUCACAACAGGGGCGUCAAGUGACUUCGACAGCGCUACAAAGAUUGCUAAACUUAUGGUAACCAGAUUUGGAAUGUGUGAAAAGCUGGGCGUGAUGACCUACUCAGACAUGACGGCGCAGAGUCCGGAGACCCAGGCUGCCGUGGAGAAGGAGGUCCGGGUGCUGCUGAAGGAGUCGUACGAUCGAGCCAAAGCCCUGCUCAAGUCUCACGCCAAGGAGCACAAGAACCUGGCCGAAGCUCUGCUCAUGUACGAGACGCUGGACGCCAAAGAGAUCACGCUGGUCCUGGAGGGCAAGGCCCUGGAGACCAGAUGAAACCACAUGAAACCAGAUGAAACCCGCGAACUCCGGCACCGGCGGUGGUGCACUGCAAAAACUCCAAAUCUUAACAAGAAUAUUU
This is a messenger RNA of Cololabis saira (Pacific saury), 2407 nucleotides long. RefSeq names its product YME1-like 1b (gene yme1l1b). The transcript is spliced from 18 exons. NCBI's taxonomy places the organism in Eukaryota, Metazoa, Chordata, Actinopteri, Beloniformes, Belonidae. Gene Ontology annotation, biological process: protein quality control for misfolded or incompletely synthesized proteins; mitochondrion organization. The record is from RefSeq and is a predicted model, not a curated record. Gene Ontology annotation, molecular function: ATP binding; metalloendopeptidase activity; ATP-dependent peptidase activity. Gene Ontology annotation, cellular component: mitochondrial inner membrane. The coding region runs from base 136 to 2322 and encodes 728 amino acids.